This is a messenger RNA of Platichthys flesus (European flounder), 2215 nucleotides long. RefSeq names its product phospholipid transfer protein (gene pltp). The record is from RefSeq and is a predicted model, not a curated record. Gene Ontology annotation, biological process: ceramide transport; high-density lipoprotein particle remodeling; phospholipid transport. Gene Ontology annotation, molecular function: phosphatidylglycerol binding; ceramide binding; phosphatidic acid transfer activity. The transcript is spliced from 15 exons. The coding region runs from base 158 to 1636 and encodes 492 amino acids. NCBI's taxonomy places the organism in Eukaryota, Metazoa, Chordata, Actinopteri, Pleuronectiformes, Pleuronectidae.
AGAGACAGAGAGAGAGAGACAGAGAGAGAGGGAGAGAGAGAGAGACAGAGAGAGAGGGAGGGAGAGACAGAGAGAGAGAGGGAGAGAGGGGAACAUAACUCAUCGACCACAGAAGCAUCAGGUCUGAACUCGUCCUCAACUCGACUGAUCUGUGGACAUGUUCCGGUUCAGGAUGACCUCCUGUCUGUUGUCCCUCCUCCUCAUCAUGUCUUUGGUGUCCUCCAUCAUGGCUGCCGCAGAGCCUGCAGGCUGCAAAAUCCGCAUCACUGACAAAGGACUGGAGAUGCUGAAGUUUGAGACUCAGAGGUUUGUUGAAGAGGAGAUCAGUAACAUCAGUAUGCCGGAGAUGAGUGGCAAAGAGGGGCGGUUCCAGUACACCAUCACGGAUGUGAAGAUCACGGAGUUGAAUCUGACUCAUGCGGAUCUACGAUUCAUCCCUGAAGUUGGUUUGAUGUUCGAUGUUCAGAACUCGUCCAUCACAUUGAGUUUCCACCGACGGAUCCUGUACUGGUUCUUCUACGACACAGGAAACAUCAACGCUUCGGCCGAGGGCGUGAACAUCAACACGGCUCUGAAUCUGAUCCGAGACGAUGAAGGACGACUGAAGAUCAACAACAUCACCUGCGACGCCAGGAUCUCCAAAAUGAAAGCCAAGUUCAGCGGAACACUGGGGAAAGUUUAUGACUUCCUGGCAAGUUUUCUGACGACAGGCAUGCGCUUCAUCCUCAAUCAAAAGAUCUGUCCUGCUCUGGAUCAUGCUGCUCUGGUUCAUGUUAACUCGAUGCUGGAGACGAUCCCGGUGAAGACGGAGGUCGAUUGGUUUAUUGGAAUCGAUUAUUCUCUGAUCGAUGAUCCCUUGGUGACAUCCAGGAGCCUGGACAUGAACUUCAGGGGGAUGUUCUUCGAGCUGCGUGAUCCGAACGACACUUUGGUGAACACCGCCGUGGAGCCGAUCAUCAGAGACUACGACCGGAUGGUUUACCUCGCUCUCUCUGAGUUCUUCUUCGACAGCGGAAUGUUCGCCUACCACAAAGCAGAAGUCUUCCAGAUGCACAUAAUCAAUGAGAAGAUGCCUAAAGAUCUGGAGAUGUUGUUGAGAACCACUUACUUUGGAGUCAUCAUGAUGAUGAACCCGGCUCUGAUGGACGCUCCGAUGUCUCUUCAACUCGCCGUCAACGCGCCUCCAAAAACCACCAUCAAGACGUCAGGAGCCACGGUCCUCAUGACGGCUAUCGUGAAGGUGAUGGUGCUGCCUCCAGGUCAGCCUCCAGUGCAGCUCAGCAGCCUGACCAUGGAAACAAAGUUUAACGCCAAAGUUUCUGUAAAAGGAAAACGUCUGGCUGUUCACGCCGACCUCCGCAGGUUUAAAAUCUUCUCUAAUCAAUCAGCUCUGGAGUCUCUGGCUUUGAUUCCCCUGCAGGCUCCUCUAAAGACCAUGCUACAGAUGUCUGUGGUUCCUUUAAUCAACAACUGGACGAAGCGAGGCGUUCGGAUUCCUCUGGCUGAUGGGAUGGAUCUCAUAGAGGAGGUGGUUGAAUAUCACAAUGGCUUCAUAGUGAUCGGAGCGAAUCUUCACUUCAGCAAAGGCCUGAGAGAAAUGAUCUCAGGAAGCAAUGAGACGGAACCAGACGUCUAACACACACACACACACACACACACACACACACACACACACACACACACACACACACACACACACACACACACACACACACACACACACACACACACACACACACACACACACACACACACACACACACACACACACACACACACACACACACACACACACAGACACACAGUAUAUUAAUGUGUUUUCAACUUUCCACUGUGGCUUGUGAUGUAACCAUGGCCAUCAAUAACCACAGGAGCUGUUUUUCUGAAUGACACAUGUCGACCAGCAGGGGGGUCAGGUUAGUGUAACCAGUGCAACUAGGUUUAUACUGUAGUUAAUGAUAUUGAGUUGUAUUGAGUGAACUGUUAAACCAGUUAACGAGUUUCCACUGGACUUGAGUUAAACAUCAUCACACAACUUUGUUCUUUUAACAAAACCUUUGUGAUAAUAACCUGUUAAUAAACUGUAACCAUGGCAUCACAUCACUUGUAUUAGAUGAUAACCUGGUGAGUUAAAUGGAGCAAACGUUUUUUUAUUGAAAUAUUGAAAUGUCAUCAAAGUAUAAAAACUAUCAAAUUGAUUAAAUGAUCAAAAUCC